Messenger RNA from Penicilliopsis zonata CBS 506.65, 679 nucleotides. RefSeq lists its product as hypothetical. Bases 266 to 661 code for a protein of 131 amino acids. Lineage: Eukaryota; Fungi; Ascomycota; Eurotiomycetes; Eurotiales; Aspergillaceae. The transcript is spliced from 2 exons. The record is from RefSeq and is a predicted model, not a curated record. Gene Ontology annotation, biological process: cellular response to oxidative stress.
CGUAUCGUCUGUCCGAUAUAUAGAUCGAUAUGUCCGGAUCCGGAAAUACCGGGUAUCUGUCUCAGACAGUUUGAAAAUAAAAGGUUGAUUUCAGAUCAGAAAUAGAAAGAAGGAAAGAAAGAAAGAAAGAAAGAAAAGUAUAUAUAAUGUGAGGAUCUCAUAUAACAACCACAACGCCAUUAGACCUCCAUCCAGACCCGUCGCUCACAGUACGCAUUGAGCGCGGCCUCGCCCAUCGAGAAGAUCAUCGCCGUCGCCGUCCAGCAUGUCCCGUCCUCGUUCAACACCCAGACCCCACGCGCCGUUCUCCUGCUCUGGGACAUUGCUCAUGAGGUGCUCAGCAAUAUGGGUCGCGGCGGGCCACAUCCCUGCUGACAUUUGGGAGAAGAAGACUAGGGCUAAGCUUGAGGGGUUCCAUAGGGCAUACGGGACGGUCAUGUUCAUUGUGGACCUGGAGUCUCUCGCACCACUCAAGGAACAAUCCAAGGCUUUUUGCGGACAGAUUCGAUCCCUGGGCUUUUCAGUUUGGACAGCUCUUCAGGGAGAAGAGCUCAGGGCAAAUCUCCAGCAUUGUAACCCGCUCAUUCACGGGGCGGUGCAGAAGCAGAGGACAAACCUUGUGAAAAGACCUUUUCUGCCGGUGGAGUGUUUGGGCAAAUAAAAUAGACACGAUGGAAUA